AUCAACAGAUCGGCAGACGGUAAAGGCAUGAACCUUGUGCCGUUUCUCUAAUAAUGAGGUAAGUUCACCUGUUGAGAGAGGAGUUCGAUGGCGCUUGCCGUGUGCGGGCAGCAGCACUUCCGUCAUGCUCUCCAUUUCGAGACAAAUACAUCUUCGGUGGUUCUUUCCUCCAAACAUUUCGGUGUAUCCUACCGUCUGUAUGCACCUCUUUCGCCUCGAAUCCCUCUGAGUUCUCUCAACCUCCAACAUCUCACAUCGACUCUCAUCCUGUUUACCUUUUACAUCGAGCAUUGAGCUUAUCCUGUGCUUGUCCUACUUCAAAUCUCCAUUAGUGCAUUCGUCGCACAACAGAAUUCCCCUGCAGCGAUACCUCCGGAUCACCACAACCUCAUCUCUUCGUCCAACCUCAUCCCUACAUCCUAAUCCAACAUGAAUCUCGACCGUCCAGGCAGGGGCCUUUCGCUCCCCUUCAUGAAGUACCGCGAGAGCACUCACCAUGAACACCGCCUCGCUGGCUUCAGCUGGCUGCCCAACAAAGUUCGCAACCACUUCAUCGCCAUCGUUGGCGAGUUCGUCGGCACAUUCCUGUUCCUGUUCUUCGCCUUCAGCGCCACCCAAGUCGCCAAUGCUGCCACGGGUAAUGCGGGCGAUGAGACCAACAACGACGACGGUUCCAUCACGCAAGCACCCAACACGUCGGCUCUGGCCUACAUCGCUCUGGCUUUUGGCUUCUCCCUCGCCGUCAAUGCCUGGGUCUUCUUCCGUAUCACUGGCGGCCUCUUCAACCCAGCAGUCACCCUCGCCCUUUGCCUCAUCGGAGCAUGCAAGUGGCUCCGCGGUCUUCUGGUCUUCAUCGGUCAAAUUCUUGGUGCCAUUGCAGCUGCGGGAAUCGUCUCCUGUCUCUUUCCCAGUGCAAUGAACGUAUCAACAACCCUCGGAGGUGGCACCUCAGUCGUCAGAGGCCUGUUCAUCGAAAUGUUCCUCACAGCCAUGUUGGUCUUCACCAUCCUCAUGCUUGCCGCCGAGAAGCACAAAGGAACCUUCCUUGCACCCAUUGGCAUCGGAUUGUCUCUCUUCAUCGCCGAACUCACCGGAGUCUUCUUCACUGGUGGCAGCCUCAACCCAGCCCGCUCAUUUGGACCUUGCGUCAUCCUUGGUGUUUUCCCCGGAUACCAUUGGAUUUACUGGCUCGGCCCGCUAAUGGGCUCUGUCCUCGCAGUCGGCUUCUACAAGUUCAUCAAGACGUUGGAAUAUGAGACGGCAAACCCAGGACAAGAUUUCAACGACAAAGAGGCCGAAGUCUUCCAGGUGGACGAGGAUACCGCGACGACCGCAGCCGACGUUGCUAGACCCAACGUGGCAAUCGGACGUAGUGAGUACAUUGCCGAUGGGCGCGGCAUCUAUCACUCACAAGAUGUCCGUCAAGCUGUAGCUGCUCCUCGUGCUCCCGCAAACUACGGAAACACUGGCUACGGUAACACGCAUCCUUCCGGUCCCGCUCCUGCCCUUCCUCCAAUCAAGGGUGUCUCCGGUGAUAGCAACGCCACUGCUCCAGGACGUGGAUAUGACGGUACCUUGUCUGGUACUACACAUGAUGGUGCCGAUUCUGACCGUACUCGUGAUAGUCUAAAUGUGCCUCGAGAUGCCCACCGCGCUCCCGACCACGUUUAUGACGAAAAGAGACGACGAAGUUCGAGCAUCAGCGGUCCCCAUCACCACGAACAGAAGCGUCGCAGUUCCAGUUACAGUGGCAACCGCCAAGGGGAUCGUUACCAAGCAUCGGCUGAUGCAGAAAGAGGAGAUGUCGGAGGGACUUACAAGGUUUCGGGAUUGUGAUCAAAGAGCAAGGAGAUUUUGAUAUCAUCGACAGCAUUAACAUUGGUGUGGCAGCAUGGCGUUGGAGGUUAUUGUUUUAAGGCAGGCGUUUUGUACCGAGCGGCAUGGAGGAUUGUACGCCCGCGAUUCACACGCAUUGACAGAUCGACACCUACGUAUUCUCCUGAGCAUACAG
This is a messenger RNA of Aureobasidium pullulans EXF-150, 2011 nucleotides long. RefSeq names its product aquaporin-like protein. The record is from RefSeq and is a predicted model, not a curated record. Gene Ontology annotation, cellular component: plasma membrane. Lineage: Eukaryota; Fungi; Ascomycota; Dothideomycetes; Dothideales; Saccotheciaceae. The transcript is spliced from 3 exons. Bases 430 to 1836 code for a protein of 468 amino acids. Gene Ontology annotation, molecular function: water channel activity. Gene Ontology annotation, biological process: transmembrane transport.